Selaginella moellendorffii is the source of this 1124-nucleotide messenger RNA. RefSeq names its product macro domain-containing protein VPA0103. The transcript has 7 exons. NCBI's taxonomy places the organism in Eukaryota, Viridiplantae, Streptophyta, Lycopodiopsida, Selaginellales, Selaginellaceae. Bases 36 to 866 code for a protein of 276 amino acids. The record is from RefSeq and is a predicted model, not a curated record.
CCCUAGGGCGAGCGGCGAGGAGGAGGCGAUCGACAAUGCAGCAGGCGCGCGCUCUCCGGCUCUCUGCGAGGCUCUUCGAUGCGGCGGCGAUGGCGGCGGCGGUGUCGCGCACGCGAGGUCGGUGGAUUCAUGCUAGCAGCAGCCUGGAAAUGCCGCUGCCGUCGCGGCCGGAUGUGAGCAAGAACAUCUCGCGGAUGAACAUGCCACCGGAGGGGCAGCAGCAGAAGAGCGAGCAGAAGUCCAAGAUCGACGAGUGGCUCAAUCCACCGCCGCCGCCCACGGAGCUCCUCCAGAGGAUGAAGUUCAAGCUCUCGGAUGCUUGCUCCAUGACGAUCUACUAUGGUGAUAUCUCCAAGUGGAAUGUGGAUGGAUUGAACGACGCCAUUGUUGCCCCGGCAAAUAAGAGACUCAAUGCAGGGGCUGCGGUUGAUGGAGUCAUCCACAAAGCUGCCGGGCCGAGACUUUUAUCGGCUUGCCAGAAGCUCCCGGACGUUGCUCCGCUUGGAAUCAAGUGCAAUGUUGGGGAAGCUGUGAGCACAAGAGCUUAUAAUCUCUUGGUAUCGCGUGUUAUCCAUACAGUCGGGCCUGUAUUCGAAGGCAAAGAGUCGGAUCCCGUCCUUGAACAGACCUACAAGAGUGCUCUCGCUCUGGGCUUAAAGGAGAACAUCAAGUUCAUAUGUUUUCCAGCUCUAUCCUGUCGCAUCUACGGAUACCCCUACUCUGAAGGUGCUGAAGUCGCGAUCAAAACAGUGAAAGAAAACUUCCAGGGCUACGCCCAGGUCGAUUUUGCGAUUCGGAACAUCGAAGGCUACGAAUGUUGGAUCGACGAGGCGUUCAAGCAUUUCACGGAGAUCAAGCAAAAGUGAUCAAGCGAAAGAUGGAAUCAUGUACAAAGCUCUUCGACUACUGAUUUAAAAUGGUAUCUGUCAUUCAGUAGAAAGCUGUGGAAGAGAGCUAUGGUAUUCCAGCUUGGAACUCCCGCCACGCAAAUUCCGGGACGUAAGAUCACGACACGUGGCAUUUUUCACGUGGGCAUAGUCCGUACGAGCGAGCUGGACCUUAGCUUUGUUGUUACUCCAAUAUCUGGCGAUUGGGGACAAGCCAGAGCCACUCUUUCCUCAUCA